This is a messenger RNA of Echinops telfairi (small Madagascar hedgehog), 1742 nucleotides long. RefSeq names its product LIM homeobox 9 (gene LHX9). Gene Ontology annotation, biological process: neuron differentiation; regulation of transcription by RNA polymerase II. The coding region runs from base 1 to 993 and encodes 330 amino acids. Gene Ontology annotation, molecular function: DNA-binding transcription factor activity, RNA polymerase II-specific; RNA polymerase II transcription regulatory region sequence-specific DNA binding. The transcript has 5 exons. The record is from RefSeq and is a predicted model, not a curated record. Gene Ontology annotation, cellular component: nucleus. NCBI's taxonomy places the organism in Eukaryota, Metazoa, Chordata, Mammalia, Afrosoricida, Tenrecidae.
AUGGAAAUAGUAGGGUGCCGAGCCGAAGACAAGUCGUGUCCCUUCCGUCCCCCAGCCAUGCUCUUUCACGGCAUCUCCGGAGGCCACAUCCAAGGCAUCAUGGAAGAGAUGGAGCGCAGAUCCAAGACCGAGGCUCGCCUGGCCAAAGGCGCCCAGCUCAACGGCCGCGACGCGGGCAUGCCCCCGCUGAGCCCCGAGAAGCCCGCCCUGUGCGCCGGCUGUGGGGGCAAGAUCUCGGACAGGUACUACCUGCUGGCGGUGGACAAGCAGUGGCACCUGAGGUGCCUGAAGUGCUGUGAAUGUAAGCUGGCCCUCGAGUCCGAGCUCACCUGCUUCGCCAAGGACGGCAGCAUUUACUGCAAGGAGGAUUACUACAGAAGGUUCUCUGUGCAGAGAUGUGCCCGCUGCCACCUUGGCAUUUCUGCCUCCGAGAUGGUCAUGCGUGCCCGCGACUCCGUCUACCACCUGAGCUGCUUCACCUGCUCCACCUGCAACAAGACUCUGACCACAGGCGACCAUUUCGGCAUGAAGGAAAGCCUAGUGUACUGCCGUGCCCACUUCGAGACCCUCUUGCAAGGGGAGUAUCCUCCGCAGUUGAGCUACACAGAGCUGGCGGCCAAGAGCGGAGGCUUGGCCUUGCCUUACUUCAAUGGCACAGGCACCGUGCAGAAAGGGCGGCCCAGGAAGCGGAAGAGCCCCGCGCUGGGAGUGGACAUCGUCAAUUACAACUCAGGUUGUAACGAGAAUGAGGCAGAUCACUUGGACCGGGAUCAGCAGCCUUACCCACCCUCUCAGAAAACGAAGCGCAUGAGGACCUCCUUCAAGCACCACCAGCUCCGGACCAUGAAAUCCUACUUUGCCAUCAACCACAACCCAGAUGCCAAGGAUCUCAAGCAGCUUGCCCAGAAAACAGGCCUGACCAAAAGAGUUUUGCAGGGAGAACAAAUCUUGGGGCAUUACAGCCAAACAUCCCGACGUUUGAAAAUUCCCUAAAGUAUUAAAAGAAGGGGAAAAGUUUGAUCGGAAAUCCACUGCAGUGAAGACAAAGAGAAUAUUAGGUUAUGCUAAUCAUACAUUAAAAAAAAUCUAUUGAGCCAAAAACAAAAAUACAAAACCAAAACAAACAAGAGAGAGAGAGAGAGAGAAAGAGAGAGAGACUUAAAUGUCAUUUACUGAAUGUUAACAAAUGACAACUUUUGUUCUUUACGGUGUCUAACACAAACGAAGGCUAAAAUUAUGUGGUUCAAGACAAAUGAAUCAUGUAUAAAUCAGAGCACCCUGGCGAUGAAAUGCACACCCAUAUUUGAAGAAGCUUAUUGAGAAAAAUUCCGCACACUUGUCAAGCACAAAUAGUUGUAAAAUAAAGUCCCCAAACCUCCAUCCCACAUGCUUGCUGAUGUGUUCUAGUCCCCUCUGUUAAUGGCAUUUUUCAAUUGUAAAUUCAAAGAAGAGCUAUCGCGCAUUUAAGAGCAUAAGGAUUAAAACCCAGUAAUUUUAGUAUUAUUGUUUAUUAUUUCUUUUUUAAACAAAACCUCUGCAUGCACUUUUACAUCUGUCACCUCUAGUGUACAUCUCUGUAUGAUGGCUUAUCUUUGCUGUUUCUUGUAUGAUAGCUUUCAUUAAUAAACAUUUUAUUUGAUGCAAACAUAGUUAACUUUAUGUUAAACACACACUGUUGAACAUAAUUUUGAACGCUGCCUUAAUAUGCAGCACAGUACAUUUUCAGCUGGUUCUACUUAGGA